This is a messenger RNA of Durio zibethinus, 2400 nucleotides long. RefSeq lists its product as uncharacterized. The record is from RefSeq and is a predicted model, not a curated record. Gene Ontology annotation, cellular component: cytoplasm. Gene Ontology annotation, biological process: amino acid metabolic process. NCBI's taxonomy places the organism in Eukaryota, Viridiplantae, Streptophyta, Magnoliopsida, Malvales, Malvaceae. Gene Ontology annotation, molecular function: aminoacylase activity.
AUCUAACUUUGAUAAAAAGUGCACUCAGACAAAAGGGUGCAGUUAAAACUCGCUUGUCUCGUCCUUGCCACUUUGACUCUCACUUCUUCGCUCUGCGUUCCUUCACUGCCCAUCCAUGUCGAUUCUACACCUUCUUCUCUUCUUCUUCAUCUUCUUCUCAGUUCAUUCCCAAGAAGACAAUCCCAUAGCUCGCUUCCGACGUUACCUUCAAUUCAACACAGCUCAUCCCAAUCCAAACUACGCCGACCCAAUCUCUUUCCUCAUCUCCCAAGCCAACUCCAUAGGCCUCCAAGCCCAAACCCUCGAAUUCACCCCUUUGAAACCAGUUCUGCUUCUAACAUGGCCUGGCUCCAACCCUUCUCUUCCUUCGGUUCUCUUCAACUCCCACCUCGACUCCGUCCCCGCUGAACCUGCCAAAUGGUCCCACCCUCCUUUCACCGCCACUCUCACCCCUGAAGGUAAAAUCUAUGCCCGUGGUGCUCAAGAUGACAAAUGCAUCGCCAUGCAAUACUUAGAAGCCAUUCGCAAUCUCAAGGCUAAAGGGUUUACUCCUUUACGAACUAUUCAUAUUUCUUAUGUUCCUGAUGAAGAGAUUGGAGGGUUUGAUGGGAGUGCGAAAUUUGUUAAGUCCAAAGAGUUUGAGGAUUUAAAUGUUGGGUUCGUUUUAGAUGAAGGGCAGGCUUCUAUUAGUGAUGAGUUUCGAGUGUUUUACGCUGAUAGGUCACCUUGGGGACUUAAAAUAAAGGCCACUGGAGCUCCAGGGCAUGGUUCUAGGAUGUAUGAUAAUGGGGCAAUGGAGAAUCUGAUGAAGAGUGUGGAAGUUAUUACUAAGUUUAGGGAGAGUCAAUUUGAUGUUGUUAAAGCUGGAGAAGCUAUGAACUCUGAGGUUGUUUCAGUUAAUCCUGUUUAUCUGAAUGCUGGGAUACCCUCCCCAACUGGAUUUGUGAUGAAUAUGCAACCUUCAGAGGCUGAGGCAGGCUUUGAUCUUAGGUUGCCACCUACGGUUGAUCCGGGUCUUAUUAAGAAAAGAAUUGCUGAAGAAUGGGCACCGGCUAGAAGGAACAUGACAUAUGAGGUAAUUGAGAAAGGACCAAUAAGAGAUUACAUGGGCUGCCCUUUAAUGACACUGACGAAUGAUUCCAAUCCAUGGUGGCCUGUUUUCAAGCAAGCAAUUGAAGCAGCUGGAGGAAAACUUUCAAGGCCUGAAAUUUUAGCUUCAACAACUGAUGCGCGAUACAUGAGACAAAGAGGAAUUCCUGCUCUUGGUUUUUCCCCAAUGACAAACACUCCCAUCUUGUUGCAUGACCAUAAUGAGUUCCUGAAAGAUUCCGUGUACUUGAGGGGAAUUGAAGUGUAUGAAUCCGUAAUAAGUUCUCUGAGUUCCUUUAAGGGAGAAUCUUAUUAGAUGCUUUCAAUUGGUUGAUUAAUGGGCAGUGUCUCAUGGGUUGAAAUGCUUUGGGGUUUCAGGUUAUUGACUUUUGCAUCGAUUCCAAUGGAGACAAGUUGGAUUUUGGACAAGUGAAGUGCUCUUCCCAUCACGUAAUUUGCAAAAUUUUUUUAUUUUCAUAGCAAUUCUUAGAAAGGACACUGAAUGAGCUCUAUGUAUAUUCAAUAAGUGAGGAAACAUUGAACAAAUUCAUGAGCUAUGGAUAACUAUAAGGGGACGUUUGGUUUGUAAAAUUUAAGAUUCUUUUCGGAAAUCUAACUUUUCAUAAUCUGAUUCUUCAGUUUGAUUUCAUGUACCGUCUCUCGUGUCCAGUCCAGAGUCGUCUGAAUCUUACACAAUUACAUUUUCAGAACACUGUAUUAUGCAAUGGAAAUUGAAAGGAAAAAGACAAGGUAGGGGUUCAAAACUCUUGGAGAAUCAUAUUUAACGUAGGUAGAUAAAAUUUUAUAUGCCAAAAGUUUUGUCCUUUUAAUCUGUCACUGUCUAUAUGCAGCGAUUUCAAGCUGUAACAUGAACCAUAUAAUCAUUAUAUUUCAAGCUGUAAAACUACAAAUAUCAACUAAUCAGAGCUACUUACAUCAGUGUGUUCCAGCUAAAACUACACCUCCUAAUGAGACAGCAGAAGGGAUAGUCAUCAACAUGUUGAUCUUUUACAAGUUAGAUUGUAUGUUCUGUUAAGGGGAUUGAUCAUGGUUAAUUGGUUAGUGUCCUGGAUGUAAUGCACUUGAUUGUGAAAGCAUAAUCUAAAAAUUGUUAGAAGGAAAGAUACAUUCAUUUCUUGAGUGAAUACUGUGCCGUCGUCAAGCCUCAUCUUCUUACCGGUUGUACUAUUUUCCGGGUCGUUCUCCUAGCUUGUCUUCUUGUAUUUGUUAUACAAUGACCAAUUUAUUCAUUAAAAUAAUUAAUAACAAUGCAUCUCUCUAGCAAACAGAAUACAAGGUUGAACUCUUGCU